Messenger RNA from Tarenaya hassleriana, 2787 nucleotides. Its product is annotated as glycosylphosphatidylinositol anchor attachment 1 protein. NCBI's taxonomy places the organism in Eukaryota, Viridiplantae, Streptophyta, Magnoliopsida, Brassicales, Cleomaceae. Gene Ontology annotation, cellular component: GPI-anchor transamidase complex; membrane. Gene Ontology annotation, biological process: attachment of GPI anchor to protein. Bases 719 to 2638 code for a protein of 639 amino acids. The transcript is spliced from 3 exons. The record is from RefSeq and is a predicted model, not a curated record.
UCUAAGACCUCUCUCGCUUUCCCGACGCCAAUUCAUUAGCGAUCUCUCUCUCACGCACUCUCCGAGUUAUCUGAAUCUAAUUCCAGGCAACAAUUUUUUCUGGUUGGAUUUGUCUGGUUUCGAAGUCGGCUGAGGUUCUGAAAAUAAUGACAAAAACCUAGCUUUCGCAGACUUUGGGAGUAAAACUGGAUAGAAUUUUGCUAGUCUCCGCGGUGGAGUUAAAGGGACCCUUUUUCUCCUCGAAUUGGCGUUGGAUGCGCAUUUGUUUCGUUGUUUUUUGUUGAAGGAAAACUGUUAUCAUCUUCAUUGUGCUCCCGACUAUCUGUGGAAUCGAAUACUGGGUCGUUGAUUUUAGACAAAUUCAGAUUGGUGGGCAAAGUUCCUUUUUUUUUGGCGGAUGAAUUGCUUAGGAAAUUGAAUUGAUUACUUCCUUUAGCUGAGCUAUGUGGUUUUUGUUUAUAUUUCCCCUUAUUGGAAGGUUGACAAGUUGCUCUCCUGGAUUAGCUCUAAUUGUCUGCAAGAAAAUAUGGUUAUCAUUUUAGGGUGAAAACAAAAAACUGACGGAUCCGGAUAUCCGGAUCUCCGCCUCGUGCGAGAACGAGAUCGAGAUAAUCUUUCAACAGAACUCGCAGAUCUGAAGCCCGAAACCGGAUACCUUGAAACUCGCAGAUAUCCGCCCGCGCCCACCCCUACUGGGACCUGAUCGAGAUAGGUGACAAUGGCGGCGGAUAAGGAGACUGAGGUGAAAUUUCCUGAUGGAUCGCCCGAGAUGAAGCCGAGGCCGAUCGUACGGCUGGGAAUGUUUCUCAUCUCUCACAGCCCUGUUUUCAGUGUGAUUUGCUCUGUUGCUGGCAUUUUGGUGCUGUUUCUGUUACCGGUGUUGGCGAAGAACACUUACAUCUCCGAGAAUGCUCUAAUGCCAGGUUCUGCACAUUCUAUGCUCUCUAAUCAGGAUGUUUUAGAUGGCAGUGAAUUCGUGAUGAACAUAAAGGAUCUGAGGUUGAAACGUGUUGAAGCCCAGGUGCUCAUUGGAGAAUAUAUGUCGAACUUGGGUGCGCAAGUGUAUCAUCACAAGUUUUUCCCUGAAAUGAAUCGAUUUCACUCGCUGAUGAACUCGAGUUCUUCUUCUUCUUAUGGCAUCAAUUCUGCAGGGAUCAUAAGAGCCCCGCGCGGUGAUGGUAAAGAGUGUAUUGUUUUGGUUACUCCGUAUGAUCAUACAAAUGAUGGGAAUGAUGAUGAAGUUUUUUCAUUGGGCAUUGCGUAUACUGUGUUUUCCUUGCUCUCUAGGGUCACCUGGCUUGCCAAAGACAUCGUAUGGCUUGUUGCUGAUUCUCGUUAUGGGGAUUAUAGAUCUGUUGAUGCGUGGUUGAGUGAAUACUAUGCACCUUCGUUUAAUACAUCUGAUAACUUCAUCCGGGCCGGAACAAUGGCUGCUGCUCUCGUUUUGAAGGUUAAUGGUAGAGGUGAAGUGUCUCAGGAUACGAUAAGUAUAUACGCUGAAGCAGCUAACGGGCAGAUGCCGAAUCUUGACAUCAUCAAUGUUGUCAAUUACUUAGGUGUUCACAGACAGGGUUUCAGUGUAAAGGUGGAGAAAGUUGCAUCUUUACUUUCCUCUGGUUGGCUCAAGAUUGUUGGGGAAACAUUUGAAGCUGCGGGAAAGAUGGCUAAGACUUUAAAUCCUGAUUGGAACUUUGGUAUAUCUGCAGCAGACUAUGUUGAAGGCAGUGCUACACUUGCGAGUUCAUUGUACUACCAAGCACUUGGUGUCCCGACUGGUCCACAUGGUGCUUUCCGCAACUAUCAAGUUGAUGCAGUUACUUUGAAAUUCACGUCUAGAUUUCCUCCUAAAACUAAGCUGAGGAAGCAGCAGGAGUUAUUUCUACGAGGUGCCCGAGUAAUUGAAGGGACCAUAAGAUCAGUGAACAACCUGCUUGAGAAGUUUCAUCAAUCAUUUUUCCUAUAUCUGUUAACUUCUCCGAGUAAGUUUGUCUCCGUAGGGGUGUACAUGAUCGCAUUUGCUCUCCUCAUAGCCCCGCUUCCUAUGGUUGCAGCUUCUCUAUAUAUGGAUGCUUCUAGUACACUUCCAAAAGCCACUGACAAAUACGUGCUCAAGUCUUGGAUAUGGCUUGAUGCAGCCAAACGGGUAUUUUCCAUACACGUGUGGGGUGUUGUUAUCACGCUGCUACCAUAUUUGAUACCGGGUCACCACAUGGCAGCAUGGGUUAUCUCUUCUUCUUCUUCGUCUCUAGCCCUUUUGGUAAUUCCAGGUUGCUCUCCAUUCACCAAGUGGACCAUGUUGAAAUCAGUGACUAUCUCAGCAACUUUUAUAGGACUGUGUCUGAUGUCUAUAGUCAACUUUGCGGCAGCAGAGAUAGGAGCGUUGAUGCUAGUGCCGAUGUGUUUGAUGUGUCAGCCUAUAAGACAGGAUGUGAGAUCGAGAUCCCCGAAAAGCCUCUUGCGGGCAUUAUGCAACAUGGUUUUGGUGACAACACCGAUGGUUGUUUUAAUCUCAAAGGGUGGGAGCACGUGGGAUUGGGUUGAGUCGCUUUGGGAAUGGAAGAGUGCAACUUACCUCUACAUAGGUUUGGCUUGCAUGCCUUGCUGGUUAUUGUGCAUCUCCAUUUUGCUGCAUCCUUGACCGUGUUAGUUAAUAUCUCUUCGGUCUCCCAUUAUCAUAUGCUGUUUUGACACGCGUUUCGUAUUAGUUCCUGUUUAUGUGUGACCCUCCCGAUUUUAUGUAUGCAACUAAAGGACCAACCAAUGCGUCAAAACUCUCUCUUUAUCUGA